Silurus meridionalis is the source of this 2491-nucleotide messenger RNA. RefSeq names its product gamma-aminobutyric acid type A receptor subunit delta (gene gabrd). The transcript has 9 exons. Gene Ontology annotation, biological process: signal transduction; regulation of membrane potential; chemical synaptic transmission. Bases 273 to 1613 code for a protein of 446 amino acids. Gene Ontology annotation, cellular component: neuron projection; GABA-A receptor complex; membrane. The record is from RefSeq and is a predicted model, not a curated record. Lineage: Eukaryota; Metazoa; Chordata; Actinopteri; Siluriformes; Siluridae. Gene Ontology annotation, molecular function: extracellular ligand-gated monoatomic ion channel activity; GABA-A receptor activity; neurotransmitter receptor activity.
GGCAGAGAGGAGAGAGAGAAAGAGAGAGAGAAAGAGGGAGAGAGACAGAGAGAGAGAGAGAAGAGGAGAGUUGCGCUCAAAGCGCUUCAUCAGUUGGGACAGUAGGACGCAGGGACGUGUGGACACGGGGACAGGAAAAGCUUUCGGACCGCAACAUGGAUCAGCCCGAAUGUUUACUUUCUUCACUCUGCACCACAUAGGACGGCAAUCCAAACUCUGCCUCGAUCUUCCGAACCUCCUCUGGACUACUUCAGCAUCUCCGAGCGAAAACAAUGGAAGCGACGUUCAUGCUGUCGAUGGUUUUCUCCAUUAUCCUCAUGGGGAACGAAUUGACCAGGGCCAUGCUAAAUGACAUCGGUGACUAUGUAGGAACAGAUAUUGAGAUCUCCUGGUUGCCUAAUUUGGAUGAUUUAAUGAAGGGCUAUGCUCGAAACUUUCGUCCAGGAAUUGGAGGACCUCCAGUGAAUGUUGCCAUGGCUAUUGAAGUCGCCAGCAUCGAUCACAUCUCAGAAGCCAACAUGGAAUAUACAAUGACUGUGUUUCUGCGUCAGAGCUGGCGAGAUGAUCGUCUUUCUUACAACCACACGAACAAGACCCUGGGGCUGGACAGCCGUUUUGUAGAUAAACUCUGGGUUCCAGACACGUUUAUUGUCAAUGCCAAAUCGGCCUGGUUCCAUGACGUCACUGUUGAGAACAAGCUCAUACGGUUACAGCCUGAUGGUGUCAUCCUCUACAGUAGCCGAAUCACAUCCACAGUAGCCUGUGACAUGGAUCUAACCAAAUACCCAAUGGAUGAACAGGAGUGCAUGCUGGACCUUGAGAGCUAUGGCUACUCUUCUGAAGACAUCACUUAUUACUGGUCAGACAGCCAGAAACAUAUUCAUGGCCUGGACAAACUUGAACUGUCCCAGUUUACUAUCACAGACUACCGCUUUAUCACUGAGAUGUUGAACUUCAAAUCGGCUGGACAUUUCCCUCGGCUCAGUUUGCACUUCCAGUUGAGGCGGAAUCGAGGAGUGUACAUCAUCCAGUCCUACAUGCCCUCAAUCCUUCUGGUUGCAAUGUCCUGGGUGUCUUUCUGGAUCAGCCAAUCAGCUGUUCCCGCAAGAGUAUCACUUGGAAUCACUACUGUGCUGACUAUGACGACACUGAUGGUGAGCGCCCGCUCGUCCUUGCCACGUGCCUCCGCCAUUAAAGCCCUGGACGUGUAUUUCUGGAUCUGCUACGUGUUUGUGUUUGCUGCCCUGAUUGAGUACGCCUUCGCUCACUACAAUGCCGAUUACAGCAAGAAGGAGAAGGCCAAAGUUAAAGUCAAGAAGACUACAGAGUCCAUGGUGAAGAACGGAAAGCAGGCCAUGGUCCUCUUCUCGCUGUCAGUGACAGGCAUGAAUCAAGGCCUUGUGGUCUCUAACCGGCAGAACCGCGGCCAAACAGAGACACCGGUAGAGCCUCAAGAAGAGGCAGAAACAGUUAAGUCAGAGGGCAGCGAGGAGAGGAAGUGCUGCAAGUGCAAACCAAUCGACGCUGACACGAUCGACAUCUACGCAAGGGCUGUCUUUCCUUUCACUUUCGCCGUGGUCAAUGUCAUCUACUGGGUGGCUUAUACCAUGUGACAUACAGAUGCUAAAUAAACUGAAAUCUUGGAUUUUUACCUUAUGGGAUCAUUGCUUUUGUCAAACUAUGAAACUAUAAUCCUAAUGGUUGAACUCAGACUGCUUAGGUUUUGUGUGGCUCUACAUCUGAUUAAGCCAGUAAUCAAGAUGAGUACAUCUGGCAAGGAAAGACUUUUCCUUUCAACAAUCUCAGAAGAAAUUUAGUGGAAUUCGAGGAAAAGCUGUGGAGGGCUGCUGGUUGUCUCGCCUCUGCAACAUUACAUUGCCUUGGUUUCUAUUUAUGUGUUACUAUUAUAAUAUUUUAGAUAUUAUUUUGUGAACUGCAGUUCUUUCUCACCUAAAACCUGGGAUAAUUAAAUUGAACUACAUGAAUGCAUGGCUGCUGUUUUUGUUAUCAGUCAAGUUUCCUUCCAUUCUCUAGGUUUUGGUCUGCCCUUUACAUUCAUUUUAGUCCUUGUGAAAUUCUAUUCAAAGAUCUUCACUGAUUCGCUGAUAAUGACUUCAUAAUUACUUGAGCAAAUGACUGAAAUGUUGGACCAGCCAUGAUAUAAAGCCAUAGCUUAAAUAUGUUCAUUUACAAUUCCUACUUGCAUGUUAAUAUACUUAGUAAUGUAAACUUAGGUAGCCAAACUAGAUUUAUCCCAGACUAGCUGUAUUUCUAGGUAAAUUUUUGGUUUUAAAAUAGCUGCAAGGUAUUGAAAAUGAUCGACAUCCCAGAACAAGCAAUGUACGCAGAGGGUUUUAAGGCAAUCUUUCUUAAAUAAUUCAGCGCACACUUUUUCAUAUAGUUUUCUUUUUAAAUGAAAAAUACAUUGUAUUAAGUCUUUAUAGGGGUGACGACUGCUGCAAUAAAUUUGAGAGUGAUCAAAGCGUGUGAU